UGUGGCUCAUGCACGACAAAUUUCCUAAGUCGCAGCCGUCCUUGAAAGCUCACUCACUGACAGGGUCGUAGCAGUCUGCUGUGUACUGUAAGGCUCGAUACACGGUAUACAGUUUGAGUCGACUGAGUUGUGAACUCUAUGCCAGGAAGAAACUUGGUCCAUGCAACAACUGCUUGGCCAUCAACUCCUCAUCCACAUCAAUCUCCUACAUUGCCAAAUCAGCACUCAGCUUAGAGAAGCCCAACAUGAUUCUCCCAUUUCACCUUGUGAAAAGCUGCGGCGGCUUCGUCUUCGCGGCGCAGGGCAGCGACAUCCACACUUUUAGCUCAGCCCUCGAGCAUGUCUCGACAUGGAAGUACCCGGCGCAACCAGUGGACAAGCCACAUGAGCCAUCCGCCGAGACACAAAGCUCGCCAGCACCCGAAGGCCCGCCAGCUAAGCGGAGAAAAGUUGAGGAUUGUCAGGACUCCGUCUCCAUCGGUCAGCCUGCCGAGUCCACGAACGGCAAGCCGAAGAGCAAAAAGGCAGCGCAGUACGACUGCCCUGCCAACGAGAGGCCCUUCAUCCAGGGUCUCUACGCCACCGCCGAUGGCCGCCAUCUGAUAGCCAUCACCGGCGCCGACAAAACCAUUUGGGUCUUUGAGCAUGACUUGGCAGCAACAUUAACUCUGACCAGAUCCAUGCCCAAACGCCCCUGCGCCCUCGCCCUCACCACCGACAACCGCACGAUUCUCUCAGCCGACAAAUUUGGCGACGUUUACGCUCUCCCCUUACUGCCCUCCUCCACCUCAAAAUCCGUCGAAAACUCAACCGCCAACCAAUCCUCUCCCCGCAGCACAACCUCUUCCAUUCAAACCCCUUCCCGCAGCACCACCCCCUCCGCAAAACCUUUCAAACCCCAAGCGGACCCGCUCACGGUGCACACCAAGCGCAACCUCAAAGCCCUCGAGGCCCAAAAGAUCAGCCUCGCCCGCAGGGAGGCCAUCCUGAGGGAACAGCAACAAGCCGCCAACCGUCCGCAGUUCGAGCACACCCUCCUGCUGGGCCACGUUUCCAUGUUGACGGCCAUCUGUGUCGGCACCUCCUCCUCGGUCGAUGGGAGGCCAAGGGAAUACAUCAUCACGGCCGACCGCGACGAGCACAUCCGCGUGUCACGCGGCGUGCCGCAGGCGCACGUCAUUGAGGGGUUCUGUUUGGGGCACGAGGACUUUGUGAGCCGACUGUGUGUGGCGCCGGGAGGGAGGGCGGAGUUGUUGAUCUCCGGGGGCGGGGAUGAUGAUCUGUUCGUCUGGGACUGGUUACACGGGACGCUGCUUGGGCGGGCCGGGGUGCUGGAGCAUGUGAAGGAGGUUGCUGGGCAUGAAGCGGCAAGCAAGGUUGCUCUGACGAGGAUCUUUGCUUGCAGGUGGGAAGGGGUAAGGGUAGUGGUGUUUGUUGUUGUUGAAUGUGUCCCCGCGCUAUUCCAGUUUGAGCUCCUCGAGGACAAUACGUUGCAGCACCGCGAAACCAUCCCUCUGCCUGGGAAUCCGCUCGAUAUGGAGGCGAUCGAGACACCCGGCGCCACACCCCGUCUCCUGGUCGCCGUGUAUCCCGGUGAGGAGGGCGGCUCCUCGCUGAUCCCGCUAGACAAGGAAGAGGCGGGCUGGCGACUAGGGAGAGUCGAGAACCUCCCUGCUGGUGGGGACGCCAACAUCGGUGACGAAGAGUUGCAGAAGAUCCUGUAUUCUACCGAGAGCUUGCGCAAGUCGAGUGAUUUUGACUGA
Molecule: messenger RNA, 1763 nt
Organism: Parathielavia appendiculata
Lineage: Eukaryota; Fungi; Ascomycota; Sordariomycetes; Sordariales; Chaetomiaceae
Exons: 4
Coding region: 246-1763 (505 amino acids)
Biological process (GO): RNA (guanine-N7)-methylation; tRNA modification
Cellular component (GO): cytosol; nucleus; tRNA methyltransferase complex
Molecular function (GO): protein binding
Source: RefSeq, a predicted model, not a curated record